AGAGUGAGACAGUUGGUAGAAGGGACGUUCUGGCUAGCUAGAAGAAUGCGAUAAACGUGCAGGGAAGGGUUGCUCACCAUUAGCACUAGCAAGCGUGGCUUGGGGAAGGCACACAUAUUGAGGAAGGGAGCCGCAGUGACUGCAGCCCGAUCCUAGGCCAGUAUGCUCGGAAGCGAAGUCCCACUGUCUUGAGCGGGGCUGACUCCCGAGCAAGGUGUGCAGAUAGGACAGUGCAGACUGAAGAAGCCAGGGCAAAUAGGCAUCGGCUUGGGCUGCUCAUGCAGCAGCAUAAGCAGCAGGCGCAGGCGUUUUGAGGCUAUGGUGGAUGGAGUAGCGGAAGACCAGUACUCGUUUGGUGCGGCUGGGAAAGGAGAGCGCUUUGUGGGCUCGUUUCCCCGGGAUUUGGCCUUAGCGCCAAAAGGUGGCGGCGUGGAGUGAGAGGGAGGGACCGUCGAAGGAUCUGGAUUUCCUUUGGAAGGAGGACUGGCAGCCUAGCGUUUUGUGAGGAGCGGGCCGGGGAAGGGACGAUGAAGCAGAGAACCGGCGAAGGAGGACGGGGCUCAUCAUGAGGAGUUGCUUGGGGAGCAGCUACGGCGAAUAGUUUUGGCAGAGGAGGAAUUUAAAGCGGGCCUUGGUGUUCGCGGGUUGGGAGGGUUCACGAAGAGGCGCACGGGGCUGGCAGAGUGGGAGGGGGGAAUGUGGAAGGCUCUAGUCUAGAGUUGGCUGAGGGAGGGACGGUCGGAGAGGAGACCAGAGAGCAACCAGCUGGCAGAUAACUUGUUGAGAGUUGGAGGGAGGCUGCUGCUGCUGCUGCUGCUGCUGCGGCGGCCAUAAACCGAGUUGGUGUGUGGAGGGCACCAGUUGAGUGGCUACAAGUACAAACGGAAGGGCAGGCCUGGCGAACGUAGGCAGGGCGGCUGCGGGUUUUGUUGUAGCGGGCGAACUGUGGGGUUUGAGGGUGAGAGGCCAAGAGGCAGAGAAGCUUGCUUGGCAGGCAGCAGUGGGGCGGCGCAGCAAACCGGCCCCCCCCCCCCCCCAGAGCGCAGCGUUUGGACCGGGGCAGGAGGACUUGGCAAGCAGCCUUAGCAGCGGCAGGAGGCGGCAGCAGCAGCGCCAGGCUCCCUGCUCUGCCUCCCUUCCCGCCGCAACAGCAGUAUCAGCCUGUGGAGCUCUCCAGCCAGGCGUUGGGCAGAAUUUCCCUUGCUCUCCUCCUCGCUGCCUGCAGCCGCCGCGCAGCUCUGCUGCUUCCCCAUGUCUCUGCCUGUGGUGCUGCCAGGCUCCUGCUGCCCCAUGGCCGGGCUGUCGGCGGUGCCCGAGGCGGCCAGACCUUGCCCAGCAGCAGCUGCCGCCGCCCAGGACCCGUCGUUGCCCCCGCCUCCUCCUCUCCGGCCCCGCUGGUCCCGCUCCGGCUUGCAGCAGCCCCGGCCUCGCCCAGCUGCACUCUCCCCUGUGGCCUCCCGCCGCGCCGGGGCCUCUGCUACGGCGGGGCCGGGGCUGCUGCCGGCCAGACCGCUGCUGUCCCUGGGGCUGCUGCAGCUGAUUCUGGGGUGCUGCAUGGUGGCCUUGAGCUUCGGGGCGCUUUCUCUCAGCAGCUCCCCGCAGGUGAAGAACUCCUGCCCUUUCUGGGCUGGCUCCUCGGUCAUUUUAUCAGGAAUUAUAGCAUUAACAAUAUGGAAGAGACCAAUGAUACUUCUGGUUAAUAUAUUUGUUUUGCUUUCUGUUACCUGUGUUCUCUUGAACCUGGCGGGAUUUAUCCUUGGAUGUCAAGGUGCUCAAUUUGUGUCCAGUGUACCUAGAUGUGACCUGGUUGAUGUGGGUGAAAGUAAGUUUUGUUUUUGUUGUGAAGAAUUUCUGCCAGCAAAAUGCACAGAGAAAGAAAAUGCACUGAAGCUAUAUCCAGUCCAGUCAUGCAGUGCAGUUCACCUUCUACUCAAGAAAGUUCUUUUUGCUCUUUGUGCUCUGAAUGCCUUGACCACCACAGUAUGUUUAGUAGCUGUUGCCCUACGCUACCUUCAGAUAUUUGCAACAAGAAGAUCCUGCACAGAAGAACCCCAGGUUUAUGUGGAGGAAGUUGAAGAACAAGGCAAUGUUUCUGAUCCAGAAGAUUUUGUGCCACCUGUACCACCUCCAUCAUAUUUUGCCACCUUUUACUCUUGUACACCUAGAAUGAAUCACAGGAUGCUGGGUUCAGAUGUCAUUCCACUACCACAUAUUUAUGGAGCCAGAAUUAAAGGAGUUGAAGUUUUUUGCCCACUUGAUCCCCCACCUCCUUAUGAAGCUGUGAUGAGCCAGAUCAGUGAGGAGCAGGGAGGCACAUCUCAAAUUUCAGGUGUUGCAGAAGCUGUUAGUGCCCCACCAAGUCAAGAUGAUACACAGGUUUUUCAAGAUGGAGAUGCUCUCAACUCUUUGACUAGAGAGACCAUCUUGCAUCCAGAUAUGAAUUCGGCACCUGCAGGAGCCUUCAAGCCUCUUCGGAAACGAUCCAAAAGUGAUCCUGUGCUGCGUGGCUUUCCACCCAGAGGUCCAGUGCUAAGCUGUGAAGUUGCCACCCAAACAGAACUCAAACCAGAACGAGCGAAGGUCAUUUUGCGAAAGAGUCUGAGAGGAAAAGCUUUGCGCUCAAGGCCUCGCUCUUUGAUAGACUACAAGUCAUACAUAGAUACUAAGCUGCUUGUGGCAAAGUUCCUGGAGCAGUCGUCCUGCAGCAUGACCCCUGACAUACAUGAACUAGUGGAAGACAUAAAAUCUGUUUUAAAAUCAGAUGAGGAGCACAUGGAGGAAGCCAUCACCAGUGCCAGCUUCCUUGAACAGGUAAUGACUCCUGCUCAGCCAUCUACGUCAAGGGCACAUACUCUGCCUUUUCGAAGGCACCCAGGACUCCUGCACUUGGAGAGCUGUGGCGAUGUCAGUACUUUCACUACAGCAGAAAACCGACUGCUAGAGAGGAGAACUCAGAGGACCGAGCAUGAACGACCUCAUAGUCUCAUUGGAGUUGUACGGGAAACAGUGCUCUGAGCUUAUCUAUUUCAUCAGAUAAACUGAACAGACUAGGAAAAUAUUCUGUGAAAAUGCAAAGUGAUGGGGGAAAGGUUAGUUUUGUAAUUACUGCUGCUUUUGGAAACAAUACUUGAGGAGACUCUUGGAAAAAGUGAACUAUGAAAACCUCUCUGUUUUUAUUCAGAGAUGUUUCUAAAACAAAGGAUAUUCACACACAAUGAGUAUAUCUGAGGAUCACUUUUUAUUUUGGGAUGUGGGGAGGAUACAAGGGUAUAUGCACACUGAUAUUUGAAAGCAAUUUAUCCUGCUUAAUAUUAUACAGUAUGUGCUUUAUGCCUCCAUUGUCUGUGGUGUCACUUGUGAUAAAUACCUAUAACCAAUUUGGUUUGGGUCUCUUUGAAGGAGGAUAGGAAAGUUAAUCUAAAGACAAGGCUGUGAAAAUGAAGACAAGUGAUUUCCCCCCUUCCUUUUGCUUCUCUUUAUAUCGGUCUUUGUUUAGCAGGCUAAGUGCAGCUGGGCAAAUAUAUAACCAAAAAUCUUAUAUUGUCACUUGUACUCACGUGGAGAGUAAAAGCAGAUGUGGUUGGGGUUUAUUAAGUUCACCAUGUGCCCUUCAGCCAUGGGGUGAGCCUGGCUUCUUCCCAGGUAUGCUGGCUCAGGUAUUGGCGUUUCUUUUCUACCUGCUCCUGCAUCCUCAUGCUUAAGACAGGAUAGCUGCUUUUUAAAAAAUAAGAUAUUUUAAAAUGUGCUGCAUUUAAAUAUGUUUAUCUGGUCUUUGGUACCUUGCUCAUUUUUCAUAAGACAAACUUUAAAGUGCAGAGCUGCUCAGGGGAUGGAGAAUGGGGGUAGUUACUUGGUGACAUGUGGGGAGCGGGCAGCCAAUAACUGCUGUCUGUAGCUGAUUUCUGUUCCAAAUCUGCAAAAUGUCAUCUUUUCCUUUUAGACUGAGUUCACCCCCAAAGAAGAAAAGGUACAUUUUAGAUUUAAUGCUCUAAAAAUGUAAUGCACAUAUUCAUUCUAUGAAACUUUUGAGUAGCCAAUAUAAGAAACCUGUAAACUUGAUGAGAGUUCUAAAAAACCACCCCAAAUGAUUAUAAUCAUUCAAGGGUCUCUACCUAUGCAGGAAUGUGUUGUCACAUGACACUCAUUUCAGACUGGGAUCUGUUUGUAGCUUACAUGUUACAGAAGCAUUUCAAUAUAGUGGUUUUCUUAAGUACUUGAAUCUUUCAAUACCGUCAUCUCUCACCAAUCGUGAGGGUUCUGUUCCAGGAAAAUCUUGUGGUUGGCGAAUUCAUGGUUGGAGAGCCAUUGAAAUCAAUGGCAAAUGGGGUUAUGGGAAUCACAGUCACGAAAGGACUGCAAAAUACAAUGAAAAAUGGGGGCGGGGAAUCCCCCAAAUCACCAGGAGUCAGUAAGAGGAGUAAAGGGGAGUGAAAUGACCCCCAGGCCCCCCCAAACCACAGCCCUCCCCCAAUUGUAAAACAGUCUCGCCAAACCAUGGCUACUCAGAUCGUGGUUAGCAAGACCUGCCACAGUUUCCUGGUUGCAGAUACUCAAUACCACAAUUGGGAAACCCGUGGUUGGUGAGGGAUGGCUGUAAUCUAAAUGGGGAGGUGGGGGAAAGGGUAAUUGGGGCUGUGUAGGUCAGUUGUUGUCUUCUCCUUUUUUUGCCUAGCUUUCUUUAACCACUCCAGCAGUACUCUAGUCUCAUUUGUCAGAUGAGCUUUUCCAGUGGCCUUUAAUCAACAACUUGUGUGUUGGAGGCUGUUUGUCACUGCUUACAGCAUACUGGCAAUCAAGCAUUUGUCAAUACAAUGAAUACUACUUCUGUUCCUGAAAAUGCAAAUACCUUCAUUUAAGGCAAAGGUUCCCAAAGAAGGUGGCCUCUCUAAGGAGGGAUGGGGAGGUGAAUUCUACAGCGGUGGCAGACUUCUCCUUGCUUCUGUACUGUAUGCAACUGGGCUACGAAGCAGUGGCCCAAAAUGCUGCCUGCAGUGUUGCAGAACCACCCCAUUUGCAAUGGAUAUUUCAGCAUGUAACUCUGUAUGCACAAUUUAAAGUUGCUGUGGAACAGGACUGUUUCACAACAGCGUGGAUGGUGUUCUAAACACAUGCAGUGCUGACCCACCAACAUUGAACUGCACUGAAUUUGGGCCAGCAUCUGUUUCUUCCUCCACCCUCAAAUAUGUCACUGAACAUUAAGUAUAGUAAGUAUAGGUAUAAUAGGGGAGAUUUAAUAUACAGAGAGUUGCAUGCCAAGCUGUGAGAACCUCUGCUUUAUUAAGUUAUAAGUUUAUUUGGUCAUUGACCAGCAAAUCUGCUUUAUUAAUGUAAAUCUUGUCUUGGGGAAAACAGAAAACUUGAACUAUAAGCCACUGUUUUAGUUUACUCACUCUUCACAAAGAAGUUAAUAAAAAUGUUUAGUUUAUA
Molecule: messenger RNA, 5427 nt
Organism: Hemicordylus capensis (graceful crag lizard)
Lineage: Eukaryota; Metazoa; Chordata; Lepidosauria; Squamata; Cordylidae
Gene: ENTREP1
Product: endosomal transmembrane epsin interactor 1
Exons: 11
Coding region: 1252-3015 (587 amino acids)
Cellular component (GO): membrane
Source: RefSeq, a predicted model, not a curated record